Molecule: messenger RNA, 1811 nt
Organism: Anopheles coustani
Lineage: Eukaryota; Metazoa; Arthropoda; Insecta; Diptera; Culicidae
Exons: 7
Coding region: 1-984 (327 amino acids)
Source: RefSeq, a predicted model, not a curated record
AUGUGGCUCCCGGUGGUAAUGGAUUUACGACUCCCAAUUCUCUGUUUGCUGAUAGUGGCAGAGAUGUCCCUAUGCCUUCGAAACGUGCGUGUGACGGUACCGACGGCCGUUCGGAAGGGCGAAUCGGCCCAGCUGUUUUGCUACUACGAGCUGGAGGACAAGGAGCGGCUGUACUCGAUCAAGUGGUACAAGGGAAAGCGCGAGUUCUACCGGUACACGCCGCAGGAAAAUCCAUCCAUGAAAGUUUUCAACCUGGACGUCGAGCGUUCCCUUUCGAACCAAAGUCACGUCGUCAUAAAGGCGCACGAAACGAACGUAACGGGGAAAUAUAGCUGCGAAGUGUCCGCCGAUGCGCCCUCCUUCCACACGAUGAUAGUCUCCGGCGACAUGGAGGUUAUAGAACCACCGCCGGAAAAACCAUCAAUAACGGGCCUGCAGAGUCGGUACCGACCGGGCGACAUCCUGCGGGGCAACUGCACCUCGAUUAAUUCUAAACCGCCAGCAAAUCUGACGUGGACGAUUAAUGACGUACCGAUUAUACAACAGUACAUCAAACAGUACCGACCGAUAAAGGACACCUACACUGGGCUGGACACUUCGAUCCUCGGCAUCAACAUUCUGGUCGCUCACUCGCACUUCGUCAAGGGAAAGCUAAAGAUCAAAUGUCAGGCGACCAUUCAUCAAAUUUACGACGAAAGUAGCGAAUGGCAUGUGGAAGAGGAUCGGCCCCGAAUACUGGCGACAGGUUCGUCGAGUGGCCACAACCUCAACCAGCUGUACCAGAACUCUGUUUACGAUGGUGAGCAGCCGGACCAGAGUGACAUGUACUUAAAGGUGAACGGAUACAAAGCGGAUAAAACACCUCCAUCGUCCUCUUCUGCGGCAAAACAGGUCGGAGCGUACGUUAAGGUGGGCUGGAUCGCAUUCUACAUCUGCACGAUCUGCUCCGUUCUGCUGUACUCGUUGCGUGUCGGAAUCUCCUGACUGUACAAUCUGAAGGAAGUUAUCAAAAUCUAAAUCGGGAUGAGCUAAGCGACGAGUUACGUGCGAAAAACAUUAGCGCUUCCGGGAGUGAAUCGAAUAAACGGAAUUAUUUUUUUUUUAAAGAGCAGUUUUACGGUACCGAUAGUUCUUCGGUAGAGGGUUGUUGUUGAUAGUGUCAGAUAAACUGCUCAAGGAAGUUGUUUGCGGACAGGAUAAUGCCUUGUUGUAAGAAAGCAAAACUUGUUUAAUCAGCUGUGUAGGGCAAAGAAAUAGGAAGAAACACCCAGAUAGUGUAUUGAAUAGGAAAAAUCUAGAGUAGCCAAAUUGAAUACAAACUAAAACAAACUAUAGUACAUAAUGCAACCUUUCUAAUCACUUGGAGUGCUGGAUAAAUGGUUUAUAAGAUCAGUUUGGAUAGAGUGUAUAAUUUAAACCAGAAGUACAGACAGAAGUAUAAUCACCAAAGGAAUGAUGAAGGAACAGUGUAGAAUAAAAUGUUAAGAAAGACGUGUAAAUAAAAUAGUACUAUCGUAUUUGAUUGGUAUCUGUAAAUUGUUAUCGUCGUAGAUUUUUGAAGCAAACGUGCCCAAGAAAUGCCAAAAACGAAUAUUUAACAAAGAUGUCAUUUAUUUCUUAGUUAAUUUUUCCAAACCAAAUCUGUUUAGCAAAAGAUGUUGUAAAUAGGUAUAGAAACUUAAGAGAGGCUUUGGUUUUCAGUUAAGAAAAAAGAUAGCAGUUGAAGCAAUGAUGUUUUGAUGUAAUAAUUGUGCAGUACAUCAAGAGAUGAAAGCUUGGUACAUUGAAGAAAUAAAGUUAGAUGAUAAAUU